This is a messenger RNA of Coregonus clupeaformis (lake whitefish), 2514 nucleotides long. RefSeq names its product paired box 6b (gene pax6b). Gene Ontology annotation, biological process: anatomical structure development; regulation of transcription by RNA polymerase II. Lineage: Eukaryota; Metazoa; Chordata; Actinopteri; Salmoniformes; Salmonidae. The transcript is spliced from 15 exons. Gene Ontology annotation, molecular function: DNA-binding transcription factor activity, RNA polymerase II-specific; RNA polymerase II cis-regulatory region sequence-specific DNA binding. The coding region runs from base 424 to 1758 and encodes 444 amino acids. The record is from RefSeq and is a predicted model, not a curated record.
UUUUUUCACUCUCAUUGACAUUUCAACUCCGAGGCGGAUCCGAAUGUAAUCUGGACCCAUAACUUUAUCUUGAUUUGUUCCAGCGACAAUUUGGAGGGUGAAGGAGCGAGGGCUGGUAUCAGCAGGAGGAUAUCGGUCAGAGGUCUGCGCCCUCUACAGCCUACAUCAGGGAUAUCCCUUCCGUCUCCGCUGAAGAUCACUGGAAAACUAUUUUUUCCUCUUACUGAAAAACUACAACAAGAGACUGCCCUGCAUUUGUUCUCUUUCUGUGGCGCGGAGAACUAUUUGACAAGGACUUUUGACAGCCGCGCAGGAUGCCUCAAAAAGGGAGACAUUAAGAUUGGCUAAAUUGUUUUAAGCCAACAGUCAACUCUGUUUCCAGAAUACCACAGCCAAGCCACGUGGGAGUCUGGCGUAGCCUCGAUGAUGCAGAACAAGGUCUAUGACAUCUGUGAUGAAGGUCACAGCGGUGUGAACCAGCUGGGCGGUGUGUUUGUUAACGGUAGACCGCUACCGGACACCACCAGGCAGAAAAUCGUCGAACUUGCUCAUAGUGGCGCGCGGCCGUGCGACAUCUCCAGGAUUCUGCAGACCCAUGAUGACUCAAAAGUCCAAGUGCUGGAAAAUGAAAACGUGUCCAACGGGUGCGUGAGUAAGAUCCUUGGCAGAUACUAUGAGACUGGCUCCAUUAGACCGAGAGCGAUCGGAGGCAGCAAACCGAGGGUAGCCACUCCAGAGGUGGUGGGGAAGAUAGCGCAGUACAAGCGGGAGUGCCCGUCUAUUUUCGCCUGGGAGAUCCGCGACAGACUGUUGUCGGAGGGGGUCUGCACCAACGACAAUAUACCCAGUGUAAGUGCAGUGAGUGUGUCAUCGAUAAACAGAGUCCUCCGCAACCUGGCUAGCGAGAAGCAACAGAUGGGCGCAGAUGGCAUGUAUGACAAGCUGAGAAUGCUCAACGGUCAGACAGGAACUUGGGGGACACGGCCCGGAUGGUACCCCGGAACUUCAGUCCCAGGGCAGCCCAACCAAGACGGUUGCCAGCCACAGGACGGUGCAGGAGAGAACACCAACUCCAUCAGUUCGAAUGGGGAGGAUUCAGACGAGACGCAGAUGAGACUUCAGCUAAAGAGAAAGCUACAGAGAAACCGCACGUCGUUCACCCAAGAGCAGAUUGAAGCACUGGAAAAAGAAUUUGAAAGGACUCAUUAUCCUGACGUUUUCGCGAGGGAAAGACUGGCAGCGAAAAUAGAUCUGCCUGAAGCAAGAAUACAGGUGUGGUUCUCAAACAGAAGGGCGAAGUGGAGGCGGGAGGAGAAGCUCCGGAACCAGCGUCGUCAGGCCAGCAACUCCUCCAGUCACAUCCCCAUCAGCAGCAGCUUCAGCACCAGCGUCUACCAGACCAUGCCUCAGCCCACCACACCUGUGUCCUUCACAUCUGGGUCUAUGUUGGGCAGACCUGACACGGCCCUCACCAACACAUACAGCGCACUGCCUCCCAUGCCCAGCUUUACCAUGUCCAACAACCUGCCUAUGCAACCCAGCCAGACCUAUUCCUGCAUGCUGCCUACCAGUCCGCCUGUGAAUGGGCGGAGCUACGACACAUACACGCCCCCUCAUAUGCAGGCACAUAUGAACAGCCAAUCAAUGACCACUUCUGGUACCACCUCAACAGGACUCAUCUCUCCUGGAGUGUCUGUCCCUGUCCAGGUCCCAGGCGGCGAGCCUGACAUGUCUCAGUACUGGUCAAGACUACAAUAGAGAGAAAAGCUACUUCACCCUGUAACUGCCCACCUUACCGUACCAACCACGCCCUCCGCAGGGGUCUCACACACACACGGAGAGAAGUGGAGGAGUGGAGAGGAGAGAGAGAGAGACUCUGGGAGAGCCCUAGGACUACAGGGUGUGGUUGUUUCUACAGGGACCGUGUGCUGUUCUGUAGCUCUUGGCACAUAUGAGGACUGGGGAGAACAACAAUGGGAAGAGUGGGGGAAGAAGAAGUAGAAACAUGGACCUCUGUAAAGUGCCCAGUGUUUAACAUUUUUAUGGAACAAAAACUUCAUUUUCUUUUUCCCAAGUCCUUGUUUCUUUUUUCUGUCUUUCUCUGGCGUGUUUGUAUAUGGCCAUGUGUAUGUUAUGAUGAGAAACCCAGAUCAAGUACUGAUAGAUGGACUGCUAGAAAACCAUGUUGGUCUUGUGUUUGUUUUGGGGAAAGGAGAACCCAAGAGAUUUCUGCCAUGACUAUUUUAAAAAUCUGCUUAAAUCAAGACUUUCUACCAGACUUUGCACGGUCUGUGGACUCUGGCGAAACUGUUGCAUAUCACCCGAGAGGAGAGCUGUGGGGAGGAGACUCAGUGUGUUUAUUAAACCUAUUUAUUGGUCAUAUUCCUUCAACAUGGACAUCAGCAGAGGACGACCUCCAGUCAAUCCACCCACCUCAGCCUUGGGUCUUUGACUCCUGCAUUAUCAGAUGAACUGUACAGGCCUGGGUAUUUAACUAUGGUCACAGACAACCAC